Messenger RNA from Spodoptera litura, 2139 nucleotides. Its product is annotated as hexosaminidase D. The record is from RefSeq and is a predicted model, not a curated record. Lineage: Eukaryota; Metazoa; Arthropoda; Insecta; Lepidoptera; Noctuidae. Gene Ontology annotation, molecular function: hexosaminidase activity. Gene Ontology annotation, biological process: carbohydrate metabolic process.
CUUUGCUUACGUACUUUAAAUCUGUUAAAUUAGACAUCUUUUUGAUAAUUAAAACAUUGUACGACUUUUGUGCGAAGAUCGUCACAAUUGCAAAUUUGUUUGCUUCAAAAAUUUGAUAUUAAACUUUUAAUCGGUCAAGGCAGUAUGAACUACUGUUUUCUAAUCCCUAAGUAAGGAUUACGUAGUCGGCAGACACUGAAACCGCAUAACUGCAAACCUAUACAAUUACUGGCAUAACACUGGACAAACGACGCGAGUCAGUGGUAGCGAUAAAUACCUCUAAUAACGUGUUUCACAACACGAUGUUCAAGUCUUUCAGAAAAAUAAGUAUAACGAAAAAGUUCGCUGUAGUUUUUGUUAUCGCGUGCUUUAUCUACAAACUUAUCAAUUACAACUUGGUAUAUGGUGAUGCCAAUAUUGUUAAAGUUGAUAUUGAUUACGUCGCCGUACAUUUUGAUUUGAAGGGAUCUCCACCAUUUAUCAGUUAUCUGAUAAUACUUCUGUCUACUUUGAAGAGGUAUGGAGUUAACUCGGUCCUGAUGGAAUAUGAAGAUAUGUUUCCGUACGACGGGAAACUUGCUAACUUAAGUUCCGAAAUAGCUUAUACGAAACCAGAGCUCACUGAAUUUCUAGUGGCAGCAAAGCAAUUGAACAUAGAGGUAAUACCACUGGUACAAACAUUUGGCCAUAUGGAGUUUGUACUGAAAUUAGAAGAAUUCUAUCGUCAAAGAGAAGUGCCGUAUAACCCUGCUGACAUAUGCCCCAGUCAGAAAGGCAGCUUGAAUUUAAUUCGGGACAUGUUGACACAGGUUAUUACCUUCCAUAACGCCGUCCACCCACUAAAAUACAUUCACAUUGGGUGCGAUGAAGUCUACAACAUAAAUAUAUGCUCAAAUUGUACGAAAAGAAAAUUACAACCGCAUCAAAUAUACUACGAUCAUCUGAUUAAUGUGAAAAAUAUAGUGCACGAUAUAAGUCCGAAAACGAAAGUCCUAUCUUGGUCCGAAAUAUAUUCUCAGACACGAAUCAAUUUAAAACAUGAGUUAAAAAGUUUAAAACAUAAAUUAAAUAAUUUGGAAAUUGUCGACUGGGACUAUGGCGCAAACACGAAGACGGCCCGACUGUACCGAAGUCAUGAAAUCUUUAACAAUAUUUGGUUGGCGUCAGCAUUCAAGGGAGCUGAUGGUAUAUAUGCGAAAACGCCAGAUAUAAUGAAGCGUUAUUUAAACCAUAUAAAAUGGAUGAAUGAAGUUGUAAUAUAUAAACCGCCAAGACGUGGGGUCAAAAUCAAGGGCAUCAUUUUGACUGGCUGGUCGAGAUACAGCCAUUUUGCGCGACAGUGUGAACUAUUGCCGUUCUCAAUGCCAAGUCUUAUAUUAAAUUUGUUAGUAAUUAAGUUGUUUCGCGAGGGUAUAAGCUUGGCAUUUCUGAAUAACCACACUCAUUGCCAAUUAUACGAUAAAUUCUUGAAGGAUGAUUUCGAAAGAGUCUACGUAAGUCUUGAUGACAACAGCGAAUGUUCGUUUCAAAAUGUUGUCGUAUAUAAAAUUAAUUUUCCAGAUUAUAAAAGUUGUUUGGCGAAGCUGGAUGACAUUAAAACUGAUUUUGAAGUCAAUUCUUGGACUAAUGUCCCUGAAUUCAUGAGUACUAUACAAGACUGUAAUAAUCAACUAGCUAGAGGUGUUCUGCUCAGUGAUCAAUUAAGGCCUAUAUUGUCAGAGUUUUAUAGCGCAGAUGUCAUAGAUAAUUAUUUAAAUGAAAAUGUUAAUGUAUAUGAUACUAAGGUCGGGGAUGAAGUGACUGAACUCAUGCAAAAAAUAAUGGUCUUUAAAAGUCUGCCCAGACGGUCUUUUGGACCGUUGCCUAUGAUUAAAUACGGAGUGUAAAGGGUAUCCAAUUAAACAUAUAUCUACUGCCUUUAGGUAGAAGUUGGUAAAGAGAGUUUGAUGUGUUAAAUGAAAAGUAUUAUGUUUAGACUGAAAACAUGAGAUAUUUAUUACAAAACUGUAAACUUCGAAACCUAUUAAAAGUAGAACUUAUGCUAGGCUAAGCCCCUAUAAUUUCAUAUGCAGGAGAGGCUGACUGAGCAGUUGGUCACUUGAUUUUUUUGAAUAUGUUAACAUGCAACUGCAAUACAAA